AACAACAUCCCAAGAAUGCGGAUUUACUCUCCCCUCCCACAUGUCCUCCAAGCCCUCAGAGGCUCUAAUAUCGAGGUCAUGGUUGGUGUAGCAAACGAAGAUCUUAACCACAUUGCUACCAACAUGGCCAACGCAUAUUCUUGGGUCCACAACAACAUUAGAAACUAUGCCAAAGUCAAUUUUCGAUACAUAGCUGUUGGCAAUGAAAUACAUCCUCCCGCAUGGGAAGCAAAUCAUCUCCUGGGGGCCAUGAAAAACAUUCAUCGGGCAAUUUCAGAGGCUGGACUUGGCAACCAAAUCAAGGUCUCAACCCCCUUCAGCACCGAGAUCCUUGGAGAAUCCUACCCUCCAUCCAAAGGUUCCUUCAAACCCCAUAUGGAAUCAUUCAUUAAUCCAAUCAUCCGAUUCCUAGUGGACACCCAUGCCCCAUUUUUCCUGAACAUGUAUACCUAUUUCAGUUACAUUGGCAGCCCUCAUCUCAUCAGUCUGGAAUAUGCUCUCUUCACAUCUCCCGGAGUAGUGGUGCAUGAUGGGCAGUUUGGGUACCAAAACAUGUUCGAUGCAGUACUGGAUGCUGCUUACUCAGCUCUGGAGAAGGCUGGUGGGGGUUCUUCGGAGAUUGUUGUGGCUGAGACUGGUUGGCCAUCGGCUGGUGGGUUGGCUUCGACAGUCGAGAAUGCUAGGACUUACAACACAAAUUUGCUUCGGCACGUGAAGGGAGGAACUCCCAAUCCUGGAAAACCUAUACAAACUUACCUAUUUUCCAUGUUUAAUGAUAAUAAGAAAGAACCGGCGUUUGAGAAACAUUGGGGCCUCUUUUAUCCAAAUAAACAGCCUGUAUACCAUACUCGAAAUUGA
This is a messenger RNA of Vitis riparia (riverbank grape), 858 nucleotides long. Its product is annotated as glucan endo-1,3-beta-glucosidase, basic isoform-like. Gene Ontology annotation, biological process: carbohydrate metabolic process. Bases 16 to 858 code for a protein of 280 amino acids. The transcript is spliced from 2 exons. Gene Ontology annotation, molecular function: hydrolase activity, hydrolyzing O-glycosyl compounds. Gene Ontology annotation, cellular component: plasma membrane. NCBI's taxonomy places the organism in Eukaryota, Viridiplantae, Streptophyta, Magnoliopsida, Vitales, Vitaceae. The record is from RefSeq and is a predicted model, not a curated record.